Messenger RNA from Uncinocarpus reesii 1704, 225 nucleotides. RefSeq lists its product as uncharacterized. The transcript has a single exon. NCBI's taxonomy places the organism in Eukaryota, Fungi, Ascomycota, Eurotiomycetes, Onygenales, Onygenaceae. The record is from RefSeq and is a predicted model, not a curated record. The coding region runs from base 1 to 225 and encodes 74 amino acids.
AUGGCCAUUCUAUUCACGUCUACUGGCCCAUCAGGCAUAAGUGAAUCGCUCUUGAGGAGGCUACUUUGUAUCUUUAUGGUAAGCUUUUUGGAUGGGUAUUCUACGUUUGGCACACAGAUGGUGGAACAGAUGAGCCUGAUGGUUGUUGAGGCGCAUCGAGAUUUUCAUUGGAUGGCCACUAGAAGCCAAGGGUCAAUGUCCACCGCCUCCGAGUUCACGCAGUAA